GGUCCGGUUUAUUCAGACCGAUCACCGAAAUCUCCCAAAUCCCGCCACUCAGAAUUCAAGAAACCUCUGCCAGGGUUCUUGAAACACUAACCCCCAUCAAAACCCUAACAGUACUCCAUGGCCAGUGAAGACGACAGCGUCGCCCCCUCUCCCUCCGGAGACUCCGAGCCCUUCAAUGUCGAGGGCUACGCCCGCUACAGGGGCCGCACGAUGAUUUCUCGCCUCCUUUUCAUCGCCGAGAGAUGCAGUGACCCAGAAUCGCAGAUGGACGCGCUUCGACUCGCGUAUAUGAAGAUCAAGAGGACGGAGGAUACGCAGCUCCAUCGUCGUGUCGUCAAGAUGACCAACGGGCGUCUUGGGCCAGAGUAUGGGCUCGAUCAGGCGUGGAUUGAUGACGUGGAUCGAAGAAUGGCGCACGGAAAGGAUGAGCUCCAGAAAGACGUCAGUGAUGCUCAGUAUCGUCUCUAUGAAGAAGGAAUCAGAAGGGCACUUGCGGAUUUUGGAGAUUUUUACUAUUCCCAUGGUCACCUUGCGGAUGCUUUUGAGAAAUAUGUCCAGAGUUGUGACUAUUGCACUACUGAGGAUAAUACAAUUCAGAUGUACCUGAGGGUAAUCCUUGUGAGCAUCGAGCUCGGCCAGUUCUCGUAUGUUUCACAUUAUGCUGAUAAAGCGAUGAAAGCAUCAUGCUCAUUGAGUCCUCUCACAGUUGGAAAAUUACUGUGUGCAUCAGCAUUAGCUUAUUUGCAUGGAAAGGAGUAUAAGCUUGCUGCUUGCAAGUUUGUGGAAAUGCGUCGUGCACUGGGAAUCAGAUAUACAGAAGUGGUAACACCUCUUGAUAUCGGAACAUAUGGUGGUCUUUGUGCACUUGCUUCAUUUGACCGAACUGAGCUGGUGAAAAAAGUGAUAGACAAUGGUGUCUUCCAGAAUUACCUAGAGUUUGUGCCUCAAGUGAGGGAACUUAUCAUUGACUUUCAUGAAAGAAGGAAUUCCUAUUCAAUAAAAAGUACCCUUGAGAAACGUAGAAAGAGGGGGCGGUCUGAAUGGCGUACUUUAGUAGGCGAUUUUUCAUCUGCUAACGUGCUCCCCCGCCUUGAUUUUCAUGGCGAAAAAGAAGAAGAUCGGAGGCAAGAGUGUUCAGAGCAAUGAAAUUAGAGAUUCUAUCUUCGUUUUUUCUCCUUCAGCUGCGAUUGAUCCUGAAGCCUCUUCAUCUAAUGCUGGAGCUGAAGUCAAUGGAACAGUUUCUUCUCAGGAUAUGGAGAGUACCGGUCCUAAAGGAGCAAAGAACAAAAUGCUUAUGGAGGAGAUUCUUGCUAGAUCCAGUCCUUUAACAAUUCCCCAGUCCCCACAAAUGAGAUCUGGUGUGAUGAUUCCUCGUCGUUUAGGUAAAACUCCUAACUCUGCUUUAUGGUCAGAUCAAGUUGAAGAUAUUUCUGAUUCAGAU
This is a messenger RNA of Asparagus officinalis (garden asparagus), 1441 nucleotides long. Its product is annotated as COP9 signalosome complex subunit 1-like. The transcript is spliced from 5 exons. Bases 118 to 1146 code for a protein of 342 amino acids. The record is from RefSeq and is a predicted model, not a curated record. Gene Ontology annotation, cellular component: COP9 signalosome. NCBI's taxonomy places the organism in Eukaryota, Viridiplantae, Streptophyta, Magnoliopsida, Asparagales, Asparagaceae.